GGGCAUGUGUGAACAAGUCGCCUUGAUUAUGAGCGCAGGCGGCGGGAUGAUGAGGGGCAAGCGUCUUUGUUUGCCUGGCACAGGUACCGAAACCAAAACAAAGCAUUGUUAGAAGGGAGUGCGGGUUCGCGGCGAGAAGGAAUGAACGGCGCGCGGAUGUGUGUUGGCUGUGGAGCUUUCGUGGAAGUUGGAAUGAAAACCGAAAUGCGCUGAACGCCUUGCAAGUUGUUGUCGUUCGCGGGGAUGAUGACGGCGCCGAACAUUUGCAUCGUUUCUUCGGGUCGAGGCGAGCUUGUGGACAACAGUCGCUGACCGGGCACGGUAGUUUUUCUUGGAUGUGUUGUUCGUUUUGAUGAAUUUUGUCUGCUCGUGGCCAGUGCUCCCUCAGUUUCGUUCUUCUUGAGUGGCGAGAACGACGUAUGGUGAAUUAGGCCAGCUGCAACUGUUUACUGCCAGCGUAGAUAUAUACAUACCGCGAGUGGCUUUGUGAAGCGUCCGCUACGACGCAAAAACCGUAUUCCGAACUAUUUCUUCUCCAAAUGUCAAUUAGUUCGCGGUAGCCGUGAAGAUUUUGAAGAGGAGGUUGUUUUCAUUCCGAAAUCGAGGUGCUCAAAGUGAGAAUUUCUAAAAGUGCGUAGAACUGUGGCCGACUGUUUUGAUGCCGAGGCCUCGCGGUUAUUUGCAGGUAGAAAACCUUGUGGGUCGUUGACGGUGGAGCUCGCGUCGCCAUUGUGCAUCUUCGAACGAAUUCAGUUUCAGCGUGCAAAGAAUAUACUGCUUGGGAACAGGAAAUUGCAGGCGGAGGCGUUCAUAAUAGCAAACGAAGAAAAUCAACGGCGGCAACUCGCUUCAUAUACAUACUGAAGAUAGUGCAGUAGUUUGAGGUCUUUUUCUCUGAAACGCUUUAUAAAAGUUUGCAAAAUAGGUUACUGCUUCUCAAAAAGAAAAGCUACCAACGGCAUCGGCCUGGACUCGAACAGAGAAAACCAGUUUUCAUUUAGUUGUGUCGUAUCCACAACUACUUCAAUUUGGAUAUAAUUUAUAAUUUCACGUUGAAAAUAACUGAAAUUUCUUACGGUUCUAACAAAGGACGCGGCCAACGGGCACGCAAACGGCACAGCAUCUAACGGCACAAUGGUGAAAACAUUUCAAGCCUACCUACCUCCGACUAACCGAACUUACUCCUGCGUCCAUUGUCGGGCGCAUUUAGCUAGUCACGACGAGCUUAUAUCUAAGUCAUUUCAAGGUAGUCAAGGUAGAGCAUAUCUUUUCAAUUCAGUAGUUAAUGUAGCCUGUGGCCAGGCAGAAGAACGAAUUCUACUAACCGGGCUUCACGCAGUUGCCGACAUUUAUUGUGAAUGUUGCAAAACGCCACUAGGAUGGAAAUACGAACACGCUUUCGAAUCGAGUCAAAAAUAUAAGGAAGGCAAAUAUAUUAUUGAGUUAGCUCAUAUGAUCAAGGAAAAUGGCUGGGAUUGAUGUGCUUUUGUAAACGCUUGACCGUGUUUAUAGAUGUGAAUGGAGUAGCCGAGAAAGGAUUUUCUUAAAGCAGAUGGCACAUUGUCAAACAUACAGAUGUAUUAUCAAUGUAAAAUUGACGACGGCAGCUUCACAAGCUUCACAUUUGUCUAUCUCUUAUUCCCUUCUAAAUUUGUUCACUAUCGAAACAAUCUUAAGAGAGUAAAUAGACGAAACGUCGCAAUGUAUAUAAUAUUCGGAUGUAAGAUCAGAUUUAGCUUUUAAGGAUUGACAUAUACGUGGGCUUACAUGUUUUGCGCCUUGGCUAAAUGUCCACUUCGGAUACGAAUUUUUUAUAAUUAUUUCUUUGGGAUUACAACUCGAUCACUUGAUAGAAUGCUGCCGAAAUUUGUCCGUUUAAGCAGACGAGCAAGAAUGGCUGCUCAAUUGUUUUUAAUGCAACUAGUCUUCAGCUGAUGAAUCGCGCUAGUAUUUAGCUGCGUAGAACUUUCAGAUCAUAAUAUUUUUAGCCCGCUAAUGUUGCACUGACAUUUGAGGCCACUAAAUGCAAGCAGCUUUCGAAUUAGACUCCUGCACUGGUGACGGAACAAAUUUAAAAUCACGUAGAAAUCUGUGAUUGAAGGAGCACACUUUGUUUUGUAAGAUGCAGAGUAUAUCCAAGAAAUAUAUUAGAUAGCUUUCAUUUACUACAUAAUUUCACACAUCUAUGAUUAUUUGCUUUAAAAAUAUGGAACUAAGUUGCACAAUUCUAAAGUAAUAUGAACAUGUUCUUGAAAUAUACUCGUCGUGCUGUCUACAAAUAUAUUUGUAAAAUCCGGGUAGGACAGAACCUCGAGAGUUCCAACACCUAUAUGAGUAAACAGAAAUCCCAAUAUGUGGCUUAAAUAUUUGUAAGAUAAAGCAAAGAAGUUCACAAAAACCAUCGUAUAUACAUGCGGUAUACUUUGAAGAUAUGCAUCACCAACAAUAGAAAAAUAUAUCGUGUACUGUGUAACUUCUAGACAAGCAAAAAAUACAUUAAAACAAGCGAUGAAACUGCCAAACAAUCUAAUGAAUAAAAAUAUUAGGAAUAAUUUUAUUAAGGUUAUAAUACACCAUAAGUAAACGAGUAUGAACAUGAAAAAUAUAGAAUUGAUAAUGAGAAAGAGAAAAUGGCGGCAACAACGCGGAUAUGCGUUUACGCUCUCGUUAUGAACCGGUUAGCAGCUAGAAACUGAACCUUAUGGAUGUGUAAUUGGUAGUGAUUGCAGUCUGCUAAGAAUGUCAGGCUUAUGACAAUUCCUAAUUGGAUUACUUUUUCUCAAUGGAGUACUUUAUGCUCGAUACAGUCUUGCUUUGUAAAGAUGGAAUUAUCAUCGAGAGUGGAAAAUUAAGUUGCUAACUCUUUCCUAGAAUAAUUAUUUAUUUUGCCAAUAAAUCCAAAAGGAUCAAAAAUGAGAUCGGUACUUGAAUUUACAAUGAAGAAAAUAUAUUAUUUUUGAGGUUUGUGGUGAAAGUCAUAUUUGGGACACUUUCAUUGAUGGAUGAUCCUAUUUCUAGGUUAUCUCUUGCAAGCUGUAUUGCAGUCUAUUCGUGAACUGGUUGAGUUAAUUUCCACUUCCACGAAAAAACUUAGGUUAUUUCCCCCUAAUUCUUGCUACGAUUCAUUGGAAAUUAAAUAUGAAAAUCAUCCAGCUAGCUUCAUGUUGAGAAGAAAUACUGAAAAAAUAUUCAAAAUUUAAGUGGACUACAUUUGAAUGUGUAGAAUUAAUAUUAUUAUAAAAAAAAAAAAUAAUCUGAAUCUCCAACAAGCAUUGGGCGCGUGAAAUGCAAUAGAUGAACUCAUGCUUUAAGAUCAUUUACCUCACAUUAAUGAUGGGCUAAUGUUAAGUUCAAGCACCAGGAAAAUUCGGCCGGAAUUACUUGAUUCUACUCCAUUAGGAAUUGGCAAUUGAAUUCAAUUCAGUACAGUUUAAACUUGAUCAAAUUUCUUUUUAGCUUUCGAUUCCGUCAUCCUUUAUAUUUUUAAAUAUUCAAAUCUAUUUGUUUGUAAACAUCAGUGUAUGAGAGAAUAUUAGCAAACACAACCAGUCACAAUCAAUGCAAAUUCAAGUUUUCUUCUCAGCUUUGAAUGUGAAUUGGUCGUCUAAAAUUUUUCCGAGGUUAAAGCAGUAUUGAUUUUUUAAGAGUUUUCAUAAGCCCUUAACAUUUUAAUUUGCGCUUUCUUCCAUCCUCAGAUAAGGUGGAUUUAUUUUUGUUCUUUAUAGUUUUAUACAUAGAAAGAAAAAUGUGCAAUUGUGAUAUAAGAAAAUUUCUUAAUAAUUUUAAUCUGUAAUAUGAGAACGGUGAGACCAAACUAUUUAAGGAAAAUGUGUGAUAUUCAUUAAUAAAAAAUAAAGUAUAAAAACAAUAGUUGUAUUACAUGGAAAAACACUAAAAAAGAAGUACAUACAUUGGUAACUAUAAAAUAUUUUCAUAAUUCAAAUGAUGGUUUUAAAAUAUAAAAUUAGAACAAACUGAUUCUUACAUUAUUUAUAAUUUCUACAAAUACAUACUAUAACACUAAAUAAAAACGGAAAUAUAAACCAAUGCAAUGCUA
Messenger RNA from Hermetia illucens (black soldier fly), 4057 nucleotides. RefSeq names its product protein yippee-like CG15309 (gene Ypel). The transcript has 6 exons. The record is from RefSeq and is a predicted model, not a curated record. Bases 1135 to 1479 code for a protein of 114 amino acids. NCBI's taxonomy places the organism in Eukaryota, Metazoa, Arthropoda, Insecta, Diptera, Stratiomyidae.